Molecule: messenger RNA, 1554 nt
Organism: Drosophila obscura
Lineage: Eukaryota; Metazoa; Arthropoda; Insecta; Diptera; Drosophilidae
Gene: Osi19
Exons: 4
Coding region: 472-1296 (274 amino acids)
Source: RefSeq, a predicted model, not a curated record
AAACCUUGCCUCAGAGCAAACUGUUGAAUAAAAUGAAGUCAUUUUCCCCCCGGCCAACCGGCUUAAUCCAAUGCGGCUGGGCCGGCACGCGUUUGAAAUAAAGCCACAUUAAGCAUACGACACGUGGUACGGUAUCCAAAGGCACGCACACAGCCGCAACAGCAGUGCAAUGGCAGAGCGGCUCGGCUCGGCUCUUUCAGUCACUUGCUUCAUUCAUGUCUUUUUCGGACCAUUUCUUUUGCACCGCCAUUCGCUGGGGCGACAACCACGAAGACACCGCUACGUCGACACUUGCUGCGACACACGGGAAAGAGGGGGACAGAAACAGACGCGGACAGACGCCGCUGAGGCUAAAACAUUGGGAGUAUAAAAAUCGUGAACAAUAGAAAAACGAUUAUUAAACGCAAUUGUGCCAGCAUUGAGGCAACAGCGGCCACAGAGCGAAAACAAAAAAACAAAACAGUUUAAAAAAUGGCCAAACUGCUCCUUGCGAUUGUCGGUGUGGCAGCCCUGAUGGGUGUCGGUCAGGCGGCGGCAGGCGCCUCCACGCAGCAGCUGCCGCUGCAGCGGCUGAUUGCCGAGGAGCAGAGCAAAUGCGCCAGUGGGCAAGAUUCGAUGGCCUGCAUCAAAGAGCGUGCCAUGCGCUUUGUGGACAACGUGAUGAGCAAAGACAGCUACACGCUGUCCAACCUGGAAGUGCGCUCCAAUGGCCAAAAGGUGAGCCCAACCAACGAUGCCCGUGCCCGUGCCAGCAGCAGUGUUGAUGGCUUCAUGGAUGCCCUCGAGAACUACAUACAGGGACACGAUGUCAGCAUGAACUUGCCCAUGGCCGAUGCCAAGAUCACCGUCUCGGCACGCAAUCUGGCCAACGACGAGCUGAGCUUGAACCUGCAGCUGAACGGCGAUGAGGAAGAUGGCAGUGCUGUCGAUGGUGAAGCCAGGGGUAAGAAGGGCAACAUCUUCAAGAAGGGCAAGAAGCACCGUCUCCGCAAGCUGGCUAUGCCCAUUCUGGUUAUUAUCCUUCUGAAGGCCAUCACCGUCAUUCCCUUGGCCAUUGGCAUCCUGAAGAUCAAGGCAUUCAAUGCCCUGGCCCUGGGCUUCUUCUCUUUCCUAGUCUCGGUUGGUUUGGCCAUUUUCCAAUUGUGCAAAAAGAUUGCCCAUGAUCAUCACCACACCUCCCACAUCACCGCCCACGGCCCCUGGGAUGGCCGCACGUUUGGCGCCGUCUCCGUUCCCGUUGUGGAGCAGCCACAGCAGUUGGCUGCCCAGAAGAUGGCCUACAAGGGCUAUGCCUAAGCCGCAAAAACCAGUGAGCGUAGCGGAGCAUUAAGGGCCAUAAAAAAGUUGGCAGCGCAAGAGCGCAAAAUGAUUUGUUAAUUGUUAAAAGUUUUUUGUGGCUUUUGCUGCUGCCAGAGUCCGUUGGACUGGUUUCCUCCUGUUAUCCUCCUGCGUUGCUGUACCUUUUCUUUAGACUUUACGUAUAAUAUUUAUUAACUAUUUAUUGAAAACACAAGAGAAUGAGAAAACAGAGCAGGCACAAAACCAAAAUAAAGU